UAUCGCAUGCACAAAAAUUAUGUAUAUUCUGCCUCAGUGAGGGCUCAUUUUGUCUGCGCAGCGAAGUUAUUGGGAGAAGAAAUAAGUGACACAAUGUGUGUAUUCUGUUAGAUUGAAUUAAGAAAUUCAAAAUUAAAUAUUUGCAGAUUGUUUGCAAACACUGUUGAUAGCACAGAAAUCUUCCUUUGAACAUCAACACAAUUUUAUAGUAUAAAAUCUUCACAAUGACAAAAGAUUUACAACUCCCUGUGCAAAUAGCACACUAGUGCGAUUUUUUCUUAACACUCCCUCGCAGUGAUUUAGAAAAAUUUGCACUCGUGGUGCAGAAAAUGUUUAAUUAGCAAUUAACGAGUUGUGGGUGCUGGUGCAAAGUUUUUCCAUGUUAUUUCCGCAAAAUAAAUUUUGAGGAAAGAAGAAAUUCCGAGGAAAUGAUUAGAUAGAGCAAUCUGGGUGAUAUUGAUAGCACCACACUCAAUAUGUAGGUGCAAGAAAGUCUCAUCAGUUGAAUUUUAAAACUCGACUUGUAAUUUAGUGGGAAAAAUCAUCCAUUAGAAUUAUGUUGAAGAUUUUAGCUGUUUUAGCUAUUUUUGUGGGAUUUUCUCAUUUUUCUCUCGCGGAUAAUUGUCCAGUUGAAAAAAAUGUCGUUGUCUGCUAUUACUCCAGUUGGGCUGUGUACCGAAAAGCUCCUGCAACAUUUCGUAUGGAGUUCAUUAAUCCAAAGUACUGCACCCACCUUGUCUACACGUUUGCUGGAUUAAAUUUAGAUGGUGUUAUGGAUACGCUAGACUACCACAACGACAUUACCAAUGGCGGGUACAAAGCUUUCACGGGGAUCAAAGAAAAGUAUCCAUGCGUGAAGACUCUCCUUGCUAUUGGUGGAUGGAAUGAAGGAUCAGAAAAAUAUUCCCUCAUGGUUGAGACAGAGGAAUCAAGAGAAUAUUUCGUGAGUCGCGUAAUGCGCUACCUUGUUCACUUUGGUUUCGAUGGGUUGGACAUUGAUUGGGAAUAUCCAGCCCAUCGUGGUGGAAUCCCAGCUGACAAGGAGAACUUUGUGAAGCUUCUGGAAAUGCUGAAGGAGCGUCUCAAAGCUCGGAAACGUCUCCUAACAGCCGCUCUGGCUGCUCCAAUUGGGAUCAUAAGUGAUGCCUAUGAUAUUGCGGAAGUGUGCAAACAUCUUGACUUGGUGAUGAUUAUGGGGUACGAUAUGAACGAGGCAAACAAGACAAGCACGCACUCACCUCUGAAACGCGAAUCAACGGAACACACCAAUCGACCCACCGUUGAUGCCGCAGUUCAAAUAUAUGCGCAGAAUGGUUGCGAUAAGAAGCAGCUAGUGUUGGGGAUACCGGCAUACGGGAAGUCGUACACGCUAGCAGAUAAAACCAAGAAUGGUAUUGGAGCCAAUACAAAAGGUCCCGGGAAAGCGGGUCCCUACCUCAUGGAACCAGGAUUUCUGGGCUACAAUGAAAUUUGUGAAUUCCUCGUGCAGGCCCCGUGGACGACGGUUCAUCUGAAGAACAAUGCCGUCAAGUAUUCAUACAACGAAGAUCAAUGGGUUAGCUAUGAUGACGCAGAAACGGUAACGGUCAAGGCUCAGUACGCUAAAACUGAAGGAUUAGCGGGGGUGAUGAUCUGGACAAUUGACACGGAUGAUUUUCACGGAGAUUGCAAUAAACAAGCCUACCCACUACUCUUUGCUGCCAACAAAGCCCUUGGACGUCUUUGAACAUCAUCUGCAAUAUUUUCUGUUUGAGUGAAUUUAAUUAAAUAAAAUUCCACACACCAAUGCAAAAAGAAAGAAA
Lutzomyia longipalpis is the source of this 1802-nucleotide messenger RNA. Its product is annotated as acidic mammalian chitinase-like. The record is from RefSeq and is a predicted model, not a curated record. Lineage: Eukaryota; Metazoa; Arthropoda; Insecta; Diptera; Psychodidae. Gene Ontology annotation, cellular component: extracellular region. Gene Ontology annotation, molecular function: chitinase activity; chitin binding. The transcript is spliced from 3 exons. Gene Ontology annotation, biological process: carbohydrate metabolic process; chitin catabolic process. Bases 557 to 1726 code for a protein of 389 amino acids.